GACCCAGACCCAUUCACCUCUCUCUCUCUCGCUCUUUACUUUUCUUACUUUCUCCCCCGAGCUCGAACUCGAAGUCGUCGUCGGCGUCGUCUUCUUCCUUCUUCUUCCACAUCUUCACUCUCAGUCACCAAUCCGGCGGCCCGUGGAGGACGAACCGCGGCGGUGGAAUCUUCGAGUAUCCGGUCAGCGAAGGCCGGCAGGGGUUUUGAUCGGUCAACGCCGCCGCGAUUUGGGAAAUUUAGGGAUUCGCGCUUUUUUAUGAGGAGGAAGACGACUCUCUGAGCGCGGCGGGAAAUGAUGUUCUCGGCGAGCAAGGCCGGGGUGGUUCUACUAGUCUCGGCCUUUCUUCUUCAAAUUUACAAGCUCUCCGCCAACGUCGAAGGUGACGCACUGAACGCGUUGAAGAGCAGCUUGGCGGAUCCUAACAAUGUGCUGCAGAGCUGGGAUCCUACUCUGGUCAAUCCCUGCACCUGGUUUCACGUCACCUGCAAUAGCGAGAACAGCGUCACCAGAGUUGAUCUCGGAAAUGCUAAUCUCUCUGGUACGCUGGUGACGCAGCUCGGCUCGCUCCCCAACUUACAGUACUUGGAGCUGUAUAGCAAUAACAUAACUGGACCUAUUCCAGUCGAGCUUGGCAGUUUGCAAAACUUGGUCAGUUUGGAUCUUUACUUGAACAAAUUAGAUGGUGGCAUUCCGGACACACUUGGAAAUCUUGGAAAGCUGCGUUUCCUGCGUCUCAACAACAAUACUUUGAUGGGGAAAAUUCCCUAUUCGCUGACUAAAAUUGGAUCAUUGCAAGUCCUGGAUCUUUCAAACAACAAUCUUACUGGAGAUAUUCCGGUCGAUGGUUCCUUUUCACUCUUUACUCCUAUCAGUUUUGCAAAUAAUCCUAAUUUGAAGGAUCUUCCAGCUACUCCACCUCCUGCUGUUACUCCUCCACCUAGUUCUUUUUCAGGUAACAGCCGUACUGGGGCUAUUGCCGGAGGAGUUGCUGCUGGUGCUGCUUUGCUGUUUGCUGCACCUGCAAUUGCACUUGCUUGGUGGCGGCGAAGAAAGCCUCAGGACCAUUUCUUUGAUGUACCUGCUGAGGAGGAUCCUGAAGUUCAUUUAGGACAGCUCAAAAGGUUUUCUUUACGCGAGCUACAAGUUGCAACUGAUACCUUUAGUAAUAAAAAUAUUCUAGGUAGAGGUGGAUUUGGUAAGGUCUAUAAAGGGCGUUUAGCUGAUGGUUCUCUGGUGGCUGUUAAAAGACUUAAAGAGGAGAGAACCCAAGGUGGGGAGCUACAGUUCCAAACAGAAGUAGAGAUGAUUAGCAUGGCGGUUCACCGAAAUCUGCUUCGCCUGCGUGGUUUUUGCAUGACACCCACAGAAAGACUGCUUGUAUAUCCAUAUAUGUCUAAUGGAAGUGUAGCAUCAUGUUUAAGAGAGCGCCCGGAAUCACAACCUCCACUUGAUUGGCAAAAGAGGAAACGUAUUUCAUUGGGAUCUGCUAGGGGCCUUGCUUAUUUGCAUGAUCACUGUGAUCCAAAAAUUAUUCACCGUGAUGUAAAAGCUGCAAAUAUUUUGUUGGAUGAGGAAUUUGAAGCAGUCGUUGGAGAUUUUGGGUUAGCUAAACUCAUGGAUUACAAGGAUACACAUGUCACUACUGCCGUCCGUGGUACUAUUGGACAUAUAGCACCGGAGUAUCUCUCAACUGGAAAAUCUUCAGAGAAAACUGACGUUUUUGGAUAUGGAGUCAUGCUUCUUGAACUAAUAACUGGACAGAGGGCUUUUGAUCUUGCUCGGCUUGCAAAUGACGAUGAUGUCAUGUUACUUGAUUGGGUGAAAGGUCUGUUGAAAGAUCGAAGAUUGGAAGCACUUGUGGAUGGUGAUUUACAAGGUGAGUAUAUCGAUGAAGAGGUAGAGCAGCUGAUCCAAAUUGCUCUUCUCUGUACAUCAGGCUCCCCCGGAGAAAGACCUAAGAUGUCAGAGGUUGUUAGAAUGCUUGAAGGUGAUGGUUUAGCGGAAAGAUGGGAGGAAUGGCAAAAGGAGGAAAUGUUCCGUCAAGACUACAAUCCCAUUCACCAUCCAAGUACUAACUGGAUCCUCGACUCAACUUCCCAUAUCCCCCCUGACGAGUUAUCUGGUCCCCGAUGAUACCGUCCCGGGUUCAACUCUGUAUACAAUGUAAGAGGUAAUUGGGAAAAGCCCCAUUUUGUAAUUCAGUGAUACCACAUUUGUGUAUAUGAUAUCUUUUCUUUUGCUUUUGUUUUCCGA
Messenger RNA from Argentina anserina (silverweed cinquefoil), 2256 nucleotides. Its product is annotated as BRASSINOSTEROID INSENSITIVE 1-associated receptor kinase 1-like. The transcript has 11 exons. Gene Ontology annotation, biological process: protein phosphorylation. Bases 295 to 2136 code for a protein of 613 amino acids. Gene Ontology annotation, molecular function: protein kinase activity; protein binding; ATP binding. The record is from RefSeq and is a predicted model, not a curated record. Lineage: Eukaryota; Viridiplantae; Streptophyta; Magnoliopsida; Rosales; Rosaceae.